CUAGUACGCACGUAGUCAACAAACAGUCCCGGUUAUCCCUAAGCAGAAGUUUCCUCCUCUCUUUCUCCUACGUGUGUGUAUAUAUCUAUAUAUUCAUUCCUCUUAAUUGAAGUCUUACAUCUUUUUGUUCUCGCUUUCUUCCGUCUCCGCAGGUAAUCUUGUAAGAUGGGUGGAAGUGCGAUAGAUGAUGAUUGGGAGUUUACCUCACCUUCCAAUGGAGUCAGGACUGUGGUUUUAGUUGGACGUACGGGCAAUGGGAAAAGUGCAACUGGUAAUAGCAUUCUUGGACGAAAGUCCUUCAAAUCAAGGGCUAGCUCAUCUGGCGUUACUAGUACUUGUGAAUUGCGGACAACAACGCUCAAAGAUGGGCAAAUUGUUAAUGUCAUUGAUACUCCUGGGUUGUUUGAUAUUUCAGUUGGAUCUGAAUUCCUUGGCAAAGAAAUUGUCAAAUGUAUUGAUCUUGCCAAGGAUGGUAUCCAUGCAGUUCUUGUGGUUUUCUCAGUUAGGACCCGCUUUUCAAAAGAAGAGGAAGCAGCUUUGCGUAGUUUGCAGACUUUGUUUGGAAGCAAAAUUGUUGACUACAUGAUUGUAGUGUUUACUGGUGGGGAUGAGCUUGCAGAUAACGAGGAAACCUUGGAAGAUUAUUUGGGCCGUGAGUGUCCGCAGCCAUUAAAGGAUAUUUUAGUUCUUUGUGGAAACCGGCUUGUACUUUUUGACAACAAGACUAAGGAUGAAACCAAGAGAGCAAAACAAGUUCAGGAUCUUCUCUCACUUGUGAAUAUGGUCAUAGCAAAGAAUGGUGGGCAACCUUAUUCUGAUGAGUUGUUUGUUGAACUGAAGAAAGGGGCAACUAAACUCCGUGAUCAGCAACAAGAGGUUGCUUCUCUAGAAGGCUACUCUAAGCGAGAAAUAUCUAAUUUGAAGGAGCAGAUUGAAAGAUCAUAUGAAGAGCAGCUUAGGCGAAUUACACUGAUGGUUGAGUCAAAGCUGAAGGAGACAACCACGAGGCUUGAGCAGCAACUAGCAGAGGAACAGGCAGCGCGGCUGAAGGCGGAACAGCAGGCACAGGCAGCUCAAAUGAAAUCGAACGAUGAAAUUCGCAAGCUGAGAGAGAAUCUGGAAAGAGCACAGAGGGAGACUGAGGAGCUCCGCAACCAAGCUGAAAGUCGAUGUGCCAUCCUUUGAAAUAGCCAUUGACUCAACAGUCCCUCCUUUUCUCUUAAGCUGUUGGAGUGGAUUAUGUGAUUGCAAAUAUUUCAAUUCUUUAGAAGUGCUAAAGUUAUUUAAAUCCUAAAGUGUUAGUGUUCACACUUGUGCAACUCAAGCUUGUCUUGUUUAACCAACUUAAGUUAUACCUGUGUAAAUAUUAAAGUGUUGAGCACUAUGGAUUAUAUAUGUUUUUACAUCAAUUUAUCAGCCA
Molecule: messenger RNA, 1420 nt
Organism: Theobroma umbraticum
Lineage: Eukaryota; Viridiplantae; Streptophyta; Magnoliopsida; Malvales; Malvaceae
Product: immune-associated nucleotide-binding protein 9-like
Molecular function (GO): GTP binding
Source: RefSeq, a predicted model, not a curated record